This is a messenger RNA of Boleophthalmus pectinirostris (great blue-spotted mudskipper), 5243 nucleotides long. It is a transcript of the gene akna, whose product is annotated as AT-hook transcription factor. The record is from RefSeq and is a predicted model, not a curated record. Bases 388 to 4497 code for a protein of 1369 amino acids. The transcript has 28 exons. Gene Ontology annotation, biological process: neuroblast delamination; epithelial to mesenchymal transition; neuroblast division in subventricular zone. NCBI's taxonomy places the organism in Eukaryota, Metazoa, Chordata, Actinopteri, Gobiiformes, Gobiidae. Gene Ontology annotation, cellular component: centrosome.
GUGCUCUGUUUUCAGCUCGUAAACAGCUCCGAUGAGGGGGAUUUUCAGUAGUUUUACAAAAUGACGGUCGUAAGAGCUUAUGUGAUCGGUAAUGAUCCGCCAUGUGUGCGUUUGUUGUGGGGUGUGCGCCAUGGUGACUCCCCGGAGCGUCUCUGAGUUGUGCGGUUCUCAAGGCAACCGACAAGUGUGAGGUCCCCGGACAACAAAUCUGCAAAGAAACCUCUAAGAAUAAUAGAUAAGAGAUCUUACGGCUGCUGAUAAACCCCGGGCCGUGACACUCUGGACCUUCAGCUGAACAGCUCUGCUCCAGUCUAUCUAUGAUCCCAGAGAGAGGAGAGAUGCAGCUCGGCCCCUCCCCUGUCCCGAGCUGACCACAGCAGCAGAAGCAUGCACAGACACAGGAGGCCCGGGCACAUGACCUGGACCCCUGCCCCGGCGAACCUGUCCCUCAGCAGCUCUGAGGAGGACCAGGGAGAUGUCUGCUCUGAGCUGGACCACAGAGUGGGUGAGAGUCUGGAUCGGGUCCUGGAUCAGAUAGGGCUCCGGGAGGAUGAGAUGGGACUGGGGCUGUGCUGUGAAGAUGCUGCAGCUGGAAAUGAUACACAAGGCUUCGGUCCACUGGCUGCAGAGGACGACACUGAAGAGUUGGAUCACGGUUCAAGCCCGCUGAUGGUGACCACUGACCUGGAUGUUUCAGAUGAGGAGGGCUACGAACCUGAGGACUGCUGCCACACCCCUACCAAAUGUCUGAAUGACGAUGAAACCCCCCAAGGGACCCCCCAAGUCCCCACAGAAACACCCCCUAACCAGCCCUUCGCCCACUCCAGAGCACCCAGCCUGCCCCUCCUCAUCACCCCAGAAGAACUAGCCUCCAGCCCAGGCAUUCUCGAAGAAAUCUUCCCCGAAAUCCACUGGCCACAAAGUUCCACUCCAGAGACCAGUCCAGAGACCAGCCCUCGACCCCAAGAGCCAAAUCACGAAUCCUAUAAUCCAGGGACUGAAACAAGGGCUUUAACAGAGCACGACGCUGUCAGGAAGAUCCCGGUGGAGGUGUGCGUGACCAGGGAGAAGAGGAGCGCCACCCAGGGGACGCGGUUGAGCACUACAAAUCUACCUCCAAACUCCAGCUGUCAGACCAAACCAAGUCCAGAGAGAGAGGGGAGGGCGCGCACGAGACAGAAGAAGGUUGCUCUGUUCAGCUCGGGGUUUCCGAUAGUGCGUAGGCCGGACUUGUCUAAAGUGGAGCCCAGGAUUCACUUCCCCAAAGAUGGCUACACCCCUCCACAGAGCCAGCACAUGCUGAGGAGUGACUCUGCGUCCCCAGACCGCCCCCUGGUGUACAUGUCCCCGGCAGACAUUGUGACUGAAGUCCUUUUCAGUUCUGCAGAUGGAGGAGAGCAGGAGGAGGAGGAGCACAUUCUGGAGGCGCUCUCCAUCCUCCCCCCAGACUUCAGGUCCAAGCAGCACGCCAUAGUUCUGGUCCAUGAGCUGCAGGAGGAAAACAAUCGUCUGAGGCUGAAGUGUGCUGAGGCAGCGAACACGAUUGACCGUCUGCGUCUGGAGGGAAAGGUGAACUUAUAUCCAGGUCCUCCUAAACCCGGACUGCAUCUGCACUCAGGCCUCAGGACACACGCCUCCCGACCUUUGACCCUACACAUCCCCUGUCCCCAGAGGGCAGAGGUCAGCCCCUCCUGCCCCUCCUCCUCCACCCCGCACACCGGAGCACAGCCACAGCACGGGAGUCCUCCAUCUUCCACAUAUUCCUCAAUGGGAAGUGCCUCAGACAUGUUAGGCACAUUGUAUCAGCAGGCGCAGGGCUUUCUCCAACAUGUGGAGGCCUUUGAGGAGAGUCUACAGAGGAGCGAGGGACAAACGGAGCAGCAGAUGGAGGUUGUCCAUGAGCUCCUUCAAAAGUUGGAAAACAUGGAGAAAAACUACAUGUCAGCUAAUAAAGAGCACAAGAGACUUGAGAGGCAGGGUGUGCAGACAGACAGCUUUGACCCUCAGCGAGAGCUGGACAGUCUGAUCUUCCAGUGUGGUGUACAAAUGGACAAGCUGAAGGAGCAGGUUCAACAGAAGCAAUCACACAGCCUGGCUCCGCCCAUCCACCAAACCACACCCCCUCCACCUGUUCAGACCCCGCCCCCUCCCAUCCACACUGCAACGGAACUCCCGCUCUACAGUAACUCUCCACCCUCCAUAAGCUCCUCUGAGAGGAACUGCUCAAGUGUGGCAGACAGACUGUUCCAGCAGGCUCUGGCCUUACUGCCCAAGGUGGUGGCCUUUGAGGAAACGAUACGAGACGGAAAACACCAAACACAGCACCAGAUAAAGGAGCUCCUUCAGAGGAUGGCCUCUUUAGAGAGGAGGUACCAGUCUGCAGAGACAGAACACGAGCGAGGGCAGAGGCAGGGUGAGGAGACGGGCCGCUUUGACCCUCAGAGGGAGCUGUACAGUCUGAUCCAGCAAAUCGCUCUGCGGAUAAACCAGCUACACAAGCUCUUUGUCCAGAGCCUUGCCACGCCCACUCACCAAGCCACGCCCACUCACCAAGCCACGCCCACUCACCAAGCCACGCCAACUCACCAAGCCACGCCCCUAAUAUCUCUGCAAACACAGUGUCAGUAUUUUUCCCAGUCUGGAGUGGAACAGACACAGUGUCCACCAUCACCCACAGUCAUAAAGAGCCCCAAGCCCCAAACUUCAGACUACACCCAACUGUUUCACAGCAUCAGAGUCCUCCCUGUGCCUUUAGUGAGGGACCUGACCUGUCAUGGCCGCUCUGUCACACACUGUGAGUGUGAGGAGGCCCGGACACUGUCUAGAGCCAACACCCAGAGUCCUUACAGAGAUCUGCACAGGGAAGCAGAUUACAAUACUCAGCCAAGUCGUCCUCCAGCAAGAUCUAAGCUCCCCCAGGAUCAUCCCCCACCCUCUCCCAGUACCAGCAUGCCUCAUGUGGGACAUGAGGCAUUUGCAGAGGCCUUUGGCCCACACACCCAGAGCCAUCCUCCCAGCAGAGGGGGCUCUGAGCUGGGACAGUCCCCCAGGAGAGGGAGAAUUGAGGUGGAACAGUCCUUCAGCAGAGGGGGCUCUGAGGUGGGACAGUUCCCCAGGAGAGGGGGCUCUGAGGUGGGACAGUCCCCCAGCAGCAGCCUGAGUAGCCUGAGGGAGGCUCCGGACAGGACGGAUCACAAAGUGCCCAGUGAGAGGGAUGGACUGAUCUCUCCGGGCACAGACAGUGGCUUUGUGGGCUCAGAGGGAAGCCGCCUGACCCCUGCUGCAGCGACCAGUCCUGUCUACCAGAGGGAGCCACAGGGUGUUCUAGGCAUGCCCCAGCUACAUCCCUCCCCUGGACCCUCCGUGAGCAGACAGACCAAAGAGGGGCUGGUGGAGAGAGCUAAGCCCAGCCGGAGGAGCCACAGAGGGGGGAAGAGACGUGCCUCUUCAGCCUCCUGCCACCAGCUUCCCAGAGACAGCCACACACUCAGGGCAGUGAACAGAGAGAGCAGCCUGUCCACACUCUCCAGCAACCACAGCUGCAGUGUGUCUGAAGAGGACCACAGUGACCUCUCCUCUGGCUCCUCCCUCUCCCCGUGUGGCCCCUCCCACAGUUGCCACGGUGACCCUCUGAAAGCCCCAAACACUGGUCGAGGGGCAAGGCACGGAGAGGCGUUCCACGAGCUGCAGGCUGAGGUUGGGCGUCUGAGGGACCACGUGGAGCUGUUCAUGAGGGACAGAGCAGACAGAAGCCCCCCCUGUACCUCCACUCCUGUCCGCAGGUCUGAUCGACAAAAGACCGCUCACAGGGACAGGAGAGACAGAAAGAUGACAUCUGUAGAAGAGGACAGGGCAUCUGUAAAGAGGCAGACUGACCACACGAGGGCAGUGCUCAGCAAACUUUCCCAGACGGACAGCUGUUUUCAAGUGUCCAGACUGACCCAGACCUCUGCUGAGCCCUGCGCACACCCACAGACUCUACACACACCAUACCUCAGACAAAGCUCAGGGAAACCAGAGGGAGCAGACAGAGACAGCAGAGCUCCUGUAAGUGCUGAGUGUCUGUGGAGAGGCAGGUGUACUGAUGGAGUUCUUAAAGACGACACAUCCUCAGCUCACUGUCACCACAGCACACUGUGUGGAGCAGCACAGCCAGCUCUGGACUGCUGCAGUCCCAGAGACCCUCACACUGUCCCCUCCACAGACAGAGGGCCCCAUGUGUCUGUGUGUGCUCAUCCUCUGCUGCUGUACUCCCUUCCUCCUCUUCCUCCUCCACCCGUCCUGCUCCCCUCUCAGAGCGAGGACCGUCCCAGGCUCCAGAGGUCCAGAGAGGGGAGGGCGAGCCGCCGCGUGCCCGCAGACGGACUCUCUUCUCUGGACGAGCCCCUGAGCAGAGCCCUGAGAGCUGCCCGGAGCAUGAAGAACACGUCCAGACACAUGGUCCACACACUGGCAUCAGGCCUGCAGUACCAGCACACACUCGCCCACACACGCUGACACCCGGGAUGUGGAGAAUGAAUAAAACAGGUGUAAAAUUAUUAUAUUUAGUGGGACUUUUGGUUCCAACUUUACUAUUGCAAAGUUGAAGCGCAUAUGACAGGUUAAUCUGGCCUGAUCUUUUCUUGUUUUGUAUUUUUGGUGAAGUUUAUGACAUUACUUCCUGGUUGGACAUGGGCAGCAGAUAUGACGUGUAGAGGUAAUUCCAUAACUGUUACCAAGCAACCAUAAUGAAAACAAAGGGCCAAAACAUCUAAAUUACAUACCGUAUUUUCCACACUAUAAGGCGCUCUGGAUUAUAAGGUGCACUGUUAUUCAAUGGUCUAUUUUCGAACUUUAUUCACAUAUAAACUGCACCGGACUAUAAGGUGCAUUAAACAAAACACAACAGUUAGAUAAGUCAGUUAAACUUUAUUUAACGCGUUCACAAUAACUCUCAACUUUGUUCAGUUGUAAAGCAUAAAAAAAAUACUGUGUGAGAUGACUCACAGGACUGACUACGGGAGCCGUAAUGCUGCAAGUGGUGCGGCUUUGUAGUUUACUAAAGUCGUACUAAGACACCCCAGGAAAUUCAUAUAUAAGGUGCUCUGGAUUAUAAAGGCGCGCAGUCAUUUUUUGAUUGAAUUAAAGGCUUUUAAGUGCGCCCUAUAGUGCGGAAAAUACGGUAAUAGUUCUGAUUAGGCAAUUUAAAGUAAAAUAUAACCCUUAUUUGUUAAAUGAAAGAUUAAAAUGUCAGAAAAAUGCUU